Molecule: messenger RNA, 2072 nt
Organism: Diceros bicornis minor
Lineage: Eukaryota; Metazoa; Chordata; Mammalia; Perissodactyla; Rhinocerotidae
Gene: RAD1
Product: RAD1 checkpoint DNA exonuclease
Exons: 6
Coding region: 272-1117 (281 amino acids)
Biological process (GO): DNA repair; DNA damage checkpoint signaling
Cellular component (GO): checkpoint clamp complex; nucleus
Molecular function (GO): 3'-5' exonuclease activity
Source: RefSeq, a predicted model, not a curated record
GUGUCUCUUUCCGGUCUCUGUGGUGCUGUACGCUCGGCUCUCUAGGCCUCGUCUAGCUCUAUGGUGACGGUGGCCGAGGUGGCUGGCCGAUCUGAAAAGAGUGGCGGGAGGCGCUGCACUUCCUCCUGGGUUUCCCGGGAGCUCGGUUUCUCGGUGACCUGGCCCGGAAGGGCUUUCAGGCAUCCAGACUCCACCGCAAAGGUGUUUCGUGAUCUGCGGGAGCAGGUGUUGGCACCAGGAGCAUCCCUCGGGCCCGAAUGUACAGUGGACGAUGCCCCUCCUAACGCAACAGAUCCAAGAUGAGAAUGACUACAGCUUAGUGGCCAGCCUUGACAACGUUAGGAAUCUCUCCACUAUCUUGAAGGCUAUUCAUUUCCGGGACCAUGCCACCUGUUUCGCUACUAAAAAUGGAAUCAAGGUUACAGUGGAAAAUGCAAAGUGUGUGCAAGCAAAUGCUUUUAUUCAGGCUGGAAUAUUUCAAGAGUUUACGGUUCAGGAAGAGUCUGUUACUUUUCGAAUUAAUUUAACUGUCCUUUUAGACUGCUUAUCUAUUUUUGGAUCAAAUCCUACGCCAGGGACUUUUACUGCACUUCGGAUGUGUUACCAAGGUUAUGGUUACCCUUUGAUGCUAUUUCUGGAGGAAGGAGGAGUGGUGACAGUCUGUAAAAUCAAUACUCAGGAGCCUGAAGAGACUCUGGAUUUUGAUUUCUGCAGCACUAAUGUCAUCAAUAAAGUUAUCCUGCAGUCAGAGGGGCUCCGUGAAGCAUUUUCCGAAUUGGAUAUGACGAGUGAGGUCCUGCAGAUCACCAUGUCUCCUGACAAGCCUUAUUUCAGGUUAUCGACUUUUGGAAAUGCAGGAAGCUCCCACCUUGACUAUCCCAAAGAUUCUGAUUUGAUGGAAUCAUUUCAUUGUAAUCAGACUCAGGUCAACAGAUACAAGAUUUCUUUACUGAAACCCUCUACAAAGGCAUUAGUCCUAUCUUGUAAGGUAUCUAUUCGGACAGAUAACCGAGGAUUCCUCUCGCUACAGUAUAUGAUUAGAAAUGAAGAUGGACAAAUAUGUUUUGUGGAAUAUUACUGCUGCCCUGAUGAAGAACUUCCUGAAUCUGAGCCUUAAGUAUGACAACUCACUGUGGUAUUUCUGUAUACAUUCGUGAUAGGCCAUGUUUUCAUUCUGGGUAUAGUCCUCUCCAUGAUUUCUUACUGGAUUUUCUAAAGGGAAGCAGCAUGGCGGAGAUAGGAGCAAGGUCCCUGUACCCUAAUAGUUGCUGUGUAUUUUGUAAGUAAAUGUUUUCAUGUAGUUGUAGAUUAUCCAGUACUGGACUAUCCUGUGGUUCUGUCUUUUCUACUCACGGGAAUCAUUAUGAGUCAAGAUGAAUAAACUAUAUGCUCUAUUCUAUUGAAGUAGGACAUUUCAAGAGUCUAAAGUUUGAAGUUUGAUGAAGCCAUAUCUGAGAUGUUCUUUUAUUUAUUUACUAUUAGAAAAAGCAAAGGCAAAUGGGGAUUGCUUAUUCAUUUGAAUUCCAGAGACUAUAUCUUAAAGCAGUAAUUCUCCAAGUGUGGUGGCCAGACCAGCAGCAUCAGCAUCACCUGGGAACUUGUCAGAAGCUCUGAGGGUGGCCCAGAGAUCAGGAGUUUAAAAAGCUUCCCUCCAGGAAAUUCUGAUGCAUACUAAAGUUUAAGAACCACUGUUUUAAAGCGUACUUUUUUUUAAAUAGCAUUUAAUUGCCUUGAAGUAAUUGCUUUACAUCUGAUUUCUUCACAAACCUUCUGAAGUUUAGGCAUCACCACACAAGUUUGAAUAAUUAUAUGAUUUAUUUUUAAAGUAUAAAUUUUGAAGAAGUCUAUGAAUAAGAUACAAAGUAGUCUUCAGAUUACAGAUUUUCUUUUUGUUCUCAAAACUGUUGAGUGCAGUAAGUACUUGUUAGAUGCCUUCUAUUUGCCUUUAAGAGUUUCUCAACCAAACCAAGGUGUAGAAAACCAGUUAUUAAGUGAUUUUGCACUUUCUUGGGUAACGUUUAAUGAAAUAGUUUUUGUGGCGUGUAGAUAUUUAAUAAAAUAUAAUACUAAAA